UGGGGGCGGGGCUCGAUGUGUGGUUGUGAGCAUGCCUAGUGCGCAUGCUCAUUUUUUUCUACAGCUCCAAUACAAGUCAGUCGGCGUCAGGCCAUUCAUGAUUGAACAGGUGCAAGUGAGUGUCGUCGGAUUUUAUUUUUUAAAAAAUGUCAGAAAAAGUCGAACAGCGUUAUUGCACAAAAUUUUGUUUUAAUCUUGGUGAUUCUCAAGUGGAAACAAUUCGCAAGAUUAAACAAGUGUUUGGAAAUGAAGCGAUGGGCACCACACAGAUAAAGGAGUGGUACAACCGCUUCAAAGAUGGCCGCUUAUCAGUUGAAAGUGAACCACGCUCAGGGAGGCCUUCAACAUCGAAAAAUGAUGCCAUCAUUGAUCAAGUGAGGAACCUAGUGAUGCAGAACCGCCGAAUCACGAUCAGAGAGCUUGUAGACGAGGUGAGUAUUAGUUUUGGUUCCAUUCAAUUAGUUUUGACUGACGAUUUGGGCCUCAGGAGAGUCUCAGCAAAGUUUGUACCAAAGCUGCUAACAUUUGAGCAAAAAAACCUUCGUCUGGAGAUCGCACAAGACAUGCUGGAAACUAUGAACGGUGAUCCCGACUUUAUGAACACAGUGUUUACAGGUGACGAGUCAUGGGUUUAUGGAUAUGACCCAGAAACCAAGCGCCAGUCAACACAGUGGAAUCCCCGAGGCCCAAAAAAGCAAGGCAAGUUCGCAGCAAUGUCAAGGUCAUGCUAACUGCC
Molecule: messenger RNA, 736 nt
Organism: Parasteatoda tepidariorum (common house spider)
Lineage: Eukaryota; Metazoa; Arthropoda; Arachnida; Araneae; Theridiidae
Source: RefSeq, a predicted model, not a curated record